Molecule: messenger RNA, 1418 nt
Organism: Ornithorhynchus anatinus (platypus)
Lineage: Eukaryota; Metazoa; Chordata; Mammalia; Monotremata; Ornithorhynchidae
Gene: GSC2
Product: goosecoid homeobox 2
Exons: 3
Coding region: 560-1288 (242 amino acids)
Biological process (GO): regulation of transcription by RNA polymerase II
Cellular component (GO): nucleus
Molecular function (GO): RNA polymerase II cis-regulatory region sequence-specific DNA binding; DNA-binding transcription factor activity, RNA polymerase II-specific
Source: RefSeq, a predicted model, not a curated record
UGGUCUCCUCCUCCCUCUGCCCCAUUUCUGGCCUCCUGCUGCUUCAGUACUUUCAGUGGCCCUCCGGUUCUGGGAGGUGAGUGUCGGGAUGGAUAACGGAGGAGCCCUUUCCGGGCCCGGGGGUGGGGGCCUCCACUCUGCCUCCCCCGCCCAUCCAGGCGGGCACAACGGCUCCUUCAAUCCCCACUCGAGAUGGCAGGCUGAGAUUCCUCUGGGCUCUGUUUCGGGCGGAUUAACUGAAUCUGAGCCCUGCACUGACCCCGCACAAAGCGGGUGAGAUUAGGGGGAGUUAGUUUCAUUCACAGGGGUUUACCGUUUUCUUUCCCAGGGAUUAGCGGAGGGUUUAUAGAUUGGAAUCCUCGUAUUUAAGGCGGCGAGGUGCGGCACGCCAGCCAGCACUCUUCGCCGGGCCCUCUGGACCCGGGCAGCCCGGACUCCACGGACCCCACGGCCGCACCCCUGGCCGUCCGACCGUCCGAUCCACGCCCUCCCCACCGCUGGCCGGCCGAGCCCCAGCUCGGGUCAGGGCAGGCCGGCCGCCCGCCUCCUCGGGGUGGGCAUGUCCUCGGCCAGCCCGCUGGGCACGGGCGCGCCGGGCAGGAGGGGCCCCCGGAAACCCUGCUCCUUUACCAUCGACAACAUUCUGGCUCGCCCUCCCGAGCGGAAUCCCCCCUCCCUGCAGCCCUUCUGCCUACGAGCGGGGGUCCCUAGCGGAGGAGGCCCCGGGCCGUGCGGGCUCCGGGCACCCUCCGGGGCGCUCCGGGAGGACAGCCAGGACCGGGAGGAGGUGGAGUCGGCCGUCUGCGGCUGCGGCUGUUGCUGCUGCUGCCCUCCCCUGCACCCAGCUGGCACCCGACCCCUGCAGGACCCCGCUGCUUGGAUAGGCGAGAAGGUGUGGAACGUAGCGCUGAGAGGUUCCUACUGCCCUGCAGCAGACUGCAGGUUCCCCUGGUCGGUGAAGCUGAUCCCUGCUCCGGGCCGGGCGGGGAAGGGGCCCCGUGGACCACCGCUGCAGCCCCUGCAGCCCCCGCAGCCCCUUCAGCGACGAACGCGUCGACACCGCACCAUCUUCAGCGAGGAGCAGCUGCAGGCGCUGGAGACGCUGUUCCUGCAGAACCCGUACCCAGACGUGCUCACCCGCGAACACCUGGCCAGCCGCAUCCACCUCAAGGAGGAGAGGGUGGAGGUCUGGUUCAAAAAUCGCAGAGCCAAGUGGCGGCACCAGAAACGAGCCUCGGCUUCUGCACUGCUGCUGCAGGGCCCUAACGCUCCUGAGGACAGUUUCUAGGGGGCCCUAGGGCGAGGGAAGGCCUCUAGAGAUCUGAUGAGGGGGUGUCCAGAAGGAUGGGGGCAUGACUCUUAGGGCCGGGGCAUCCGGGGUCUCCCAGGAAGGGGCUGGAGGGUACAGAAUCGCCAGG